GUUUGAAUAGUUGCCUGAUAAUAGAUUUUGAAGAAGGUUGUGUUUUUUGAAAGGUAAUUGGUAGAUGUUUACGUCUUAAGAAAUUUCACAAUCAUCAGUAGUCCUUCAAUGUACGAAAAAAUAACGAGUAUCCAGAAAAGACUUGACGAUCAUUCAAGGAAAUAAAAAAGUAUAUAGCUACAGAUUCUCUUGUUCUUGUGAACAAAUCGGCAUAGUUUUGAUUUGUUAGUACAUGUUAAAGACAUACAGUACAAGUGCCCAUGUUUCAUUGUAGUAACGGUCCUAGCAGCAUGUAUCAAGGAAGACAUACAACUCCUACACAAUCUAGUGGUCAACCGUAUCCCAAAUUUUCUGUAUCAGAAGCUUGUGACCGUAUAAAAGAAGAAAUUAGUUAUCUUCAAGCCCAAAAUCAUAGUCUGAAAUUAGAAUGUGAAAAAUUGGCAUCGGACAAGACAGACAUGCAGCGAGCAUAUGUAAUGUACUACGAAAUGUCAUAUGGCUUGAACGUAGAGAUGCACAAACAAACGGAAAUUGCUAAAAGAUUAAACACAAUAUGUAGUCAAUUGCUACCUUUUUUGUCACAGGAGCAUCAACAACAAGUUCUACAAACAAUUGAUCGUGCUAAGCAGGUUACAAUGUCUGAAUUAAAUGCGAUAAUUGGGCAACAAUUACAUCAACAGGGAUUGCCACACACUCAUCCACCAGGCGUUAGCUUGCCACAUCCUGGACUACCACCACCUCAUCUUCCUAAUGCAACAAGCUCUGGUUUGUUAACUCUUUCCACUGCUUCUGCAACUCGUCUACCUGUUAAUAAAGGAGAAAAAGAAGGUAGUGCAAAAGAAGAGCUGCCCCUAAGAGGAUCAGCGCUUUAUAGAGGCACAGCUGAUAGUCAUUCUUCACAUGGUAGUGAUGAUGGCCAUGCUGAAGAUUUGAACAGCAGAAAGCUAAUGAAUUAUGAGAAGAGAGGAGAUCAUGGAUCGAUGCCAACCAUGCCAAGUAUAAAAAGUAAUGUAAAGAAGUAUAAAGACGUAAAAGAUGAAAGCGAUCAUGAGAAAAGUGAUGGUGAACUGGUGGUAGAUGAUCAAAAUGACGAUCGAUCAUCUCCAGCAGUUCUUAAUCGAAAACGUUUGGCAAAUGGAGAUUCCUCUCCACCGCGAAGCAAUUCUGUUGACAAAAAAAUUAAAAAAGAAUCUGGACGUGACAGUGCAGACAGAACAGAUAGGGGGAAAUCACCUGUUCCAUAUGUUGGUUCAAUCAAACAUGCAAAGCAAAGUGAUUCUUCAAAGGGUGCUGGUAGCCCUGGCCAUUCGUCUCCUGUAGCAAAAGUUUCACCUAUCAGAAACGGUCCAUAUCCUCCUUUUCCACACAGUGUUUCCAAUGAUGUUAGUCCCGGUAUCCACCCAGACAUGUUAAGAGCUCAGAGGGUUCAACCUGUUUUCGAUCCUACUCGACCUAUUGGUGGAAUGCUUCCAAACUUCCCUAGUAAUAUACCCAGUGGAAAACCGGCUCACUCUUUUCAUUGUAUGGGUGAAGGGACGUGGUUACCUGUACCAUUUCCCCCGGAUGCACUUCUAGGUCCUAACAUACCUCGGCAUGCUCGGCAACUUAGUACGUUAAAUCACGGUGAAGUUGUUUGUGCAGUCACGGUUAGCAAUCCCACUAGACAUGUGUAUACUGGUGGAAAAGGUUGUGUGAAAGUAUGGGAUAUCAAUCAAGCACUCGGACAAUCAACAAUAAACAAACCAGUUUCUACUUUAGAAUGCCUAAGAGAUAUAUACAUCAGAUCCUGUAAAUUAUUACCCGAUGGCAGAACGCUUAUCGUCGGUGGCGAAGCCAGUGUGUUGACUAUUUGGGACUUGGCUGCGCCUUCACCUCGCAUUAAGGCUGAGCUCAAUUCGAAUGCUCCAGCGUGUUAUGCUUUAGCUAUUAGUCCAGAUUCUAAAGUCUGCUUCAGUUGUUGUAGCGAUGGGAAUAUUGCCGUACUUGAUCUCCAUAAUCAGACCAUAGUUCAACAGUUUCAAGGACAUACCGAUGGUGCCAGCUGCAUCGAUAUAUCACCUGAUGGUACCAAACUUUGGACAGGUGGUCUCGAUAACACAGUACGCUCCUGGGACCUUCGUGAAGGACGUCAACUGCAACAACACGACUUCCAGUCACAAAUUUUCUCACUCGGUUACUGUCCAACUGGUGAUUGGCUUGCAGUCGGUAUGGAGAGUAGUAACGUUGAAGUUCUCCACGUAAACAAGCCUGAUAAAUAUCAACUUCGCCUGCACGAUAGUUGCGUGCUCUCACUCAAGUUCGCCAGCAGUGGCAAAUGGUUUAUCAGUACUGGAAAAGACAAUCUUCUAAACGCUUGGAGGACGCCGUAUGGUGCUAGUAUAUUUCAGUCGAAAGAAUCGUCGUCUGUAUUGAGUUGCGACGUUUCAGUUGAUGACAAAUACAUCGUGACCGGAUCCGGUGAUAAGAAAGCAACUUUAUACGAAGUAAUGUAUUAGCUGUUGCAAGACCUACCAUAUUUGAUCUCGAAAGUGCCAUGUCACUACGAAAAGCUGCAAAUGCGCAUCUGUGGAAGAGAUUACAGUAGAAACGAUUGAUGGAAUCUGACCAGUAAAAAACAGAGAUAAAAUAGCAGCUUGUCAGUUUAUAUAAAUUUGAGCGAAUCGCUGACAACAAAAACAAAAUAGUCGACCAUAUUGGUUGUAAAAACAGUAAUCACUGCAUAUGAUUUGGACAUCAUUGAAUAAGUUUUACCUAGACUUUGCUUGAAAUUUAAGCUAAUAUUUUGUUUGUUUGUUUUCUUAUGCAAUAUAUCCCGGUUGACUUGC
Molecule: messenger RNA, 2825 nt
Organism: Hydractinia symbiolongicarpus
Lineage: Eukaryota; Metazoa; Cnidaria; Hydrozoa; Anthoathecata; Hydractiniidae
Product: transducin-like enhancer protein 1
Exons: 17
Coding region: 261-2495 (744 amino acids)
Biological process (GO): negative regulation of canonical Wnt signaling pathway; regulation of DNA-templated transcription
Cellular component (GO): nucleus; transcription regulator complex
Molecular function (GO): transcription corepressor activity; protein binding
Source: RefSeq, a predicted model, not a curated record